Molecule: messenger RNA, 4893 nt
Organism: Python bivittatus (Burmese python)
Lineage: Eukaryota; Metazoa; Chordata; Lepidosauria; Squamata; Pythonidae
Gene: PSEN1
Product: presenilin 1
Biological process (GO): membrane protein ectodomain proteolysis; amyloid-beta formation; intracellular signal transduction
Cellular component (GO): gamma-secretase complex; membrane
Molecular function (GO): aspartic endopeptidase activity, intramembrane cleaving
Source: RefSeq, a predicted model, not a curated record
GGCCGGAAGCGUCGGGCAAAAAGGGAGGGGGUUCUGCUCUGGUUCGGAGCGAAGGGAAGACAAAUUGGGCGCCGAGGCGGAGAGCUGCAGUAACUCAAGAAGAAAGAAAGUCCCAAUGGCAGAACUAUCUGCACACUUAUCACAGGUCCCGCGUGGGCAACUGAGAGAGAACUCUCCUGACAAUCACCUGACCAAUACCAAUGACAACAGUGGAAGACGACAACAUGAGAGUGGUGACCAGAGAUCUAAUAAUCCUAUUCCAGCAUCUAAUGGGCAGCCACAGCAAAGGCCUCGACAAGUGGUGGAGCAAGAUGAGGAGGAGGAGGAAGAGCUGACACUGAAAUAUGGGGCCAAGCAUGUGAUCAUGCUGUUUGUCCCUGUCACACUAUGUAUGGUAGUUGUGGUUGCAACCAUCAAGUCUGUCAGUUUUUAUACGCGCAAGGAUGGACAGCUGAUCUAUACUCCGUUUACAGAAGAUACAGAAACAGUUGGACAAAGAGCUCUGAAUUCUGUUCUCAAUGCUGCCAUCAUGAUUAGUGUCAUUGUUGUCAUGACUGUACUCCUGGUUGUGCUUUAUAAAUACAGGUGCUAUAAGGUGAUCCAUGGUUGGCUUAUUGUUUCUUCCCUCUUUUUGCUUUUCUUUUUCUCAUUUAUUUACUUAGGGGAAGUUUUUAAGACCUAUAACGUUGCCAUGGAUUACAUUACUGUAGCACUCAUGAUUUGGAACUUUGGUGUGGUAGGAAUGAUCUGCAUUCACUGGAAAGGCCCCCUCCGUCUUCAGCAAGCCUAUCUCAUUAUGAUAAGUGCUCUAAUGGCCUUGGUAUUUAUUAAAUAUCUUCCUGAAUGGACUGCUUGGCUCAUCUUGGCAGUAAUCUCAGUGUAUGAUCUGAUUGCAGUAUUAUCUCCCAAAGGGCCUCUUCGUAUGCUAGUAGAAACAGCUCAAGAAAGAAAUGAAACUUUGUUCCCGGCGCUCAUUUACUCAUCAACAAUGAUAUGGCUAGUAAAUAUGGCUGAAGAAGAUCCUGAAGCCCAGAAGAGAGCUUCCAAAGAUGCCACUUACAGUCAGCAAGUCACAGUGAAUCAAAACCAGAAUGCAGGUGCUGAGGCAGAUGAUGGAGGUUUCAACCCAGAGUGGGAGCAGCAACGAGACAACAGGAUUGGGCCAUUGCAAUCAACCCGUGAAACACGAGCAGCUGUACAGGCUCUUCCCAAUAAUUCCCCAGCCAGUGAGGACCCAGAAGAGAGGGGAGUUAAGCUUGGUUUAGGAGACUUCAUUUUCUACAGCGUUCUAGUUGGCAAAGCUUCAGCAACAGCCAGUGGAGACUGGAACACAACUUUAGCCUGUUUUGUAGCCAUUUUAAUUGGCCUGUGCCUUACUCUCUUGCUACUUGCCAUUUUUAAAAAGGCCUUACCAGCUCUUCCAAUUUCUAUCACUUUUGGGCUAGUUUUCUAUUUUGCCACAGAUAAUUUGGUGCAACCUUUUAUGGACCAAUUAGCUUUCCAUCAAUUUUAUAUCUAACACCCUUUCAGCUGACCACCUGCGGACGUUUUAUUGACUUUAGCAAAUAUGGGAGGGAGAAACUAUUUUCCUCUCAUUUCCUCAAACAGCUGCUAUGCUGGGCAUUACUGGAUUCUUCUUUGUAAAAAUGGUCUCUUCACCAGUGGGUUCUCUGCAAUUUGACUGCAGUUGGUUAUAUAUCUGUAGAAAAAAUGCCAGUGCUUUCACCAGCAACAUAAUUGCUCAGCACGGGGUUCCACCUUGCACAACUCAAGAAGGUUGAGGAUCCAUCCAACAUUGAGCAGUAUGGUGGUAAAUCAAGCUGAACUGCCUGAUGAGCGAGUGUGAUGCCGUAACAGAAACUAUCAGCGCCUGUAUCCUGAUGCGCUCAGAGAAGAGCAAUUGGGAGGAAAGAAUAUUGUCUUGUUUAAGGGGGAAAAAAAUCAAGCAAAUAAUGUCUUGCACUUUGUGUUAGGUUUUUCUUUCCAGUUCUAAUUGUCAUACUUGCAGAAUAGCCUUUAUGCUCACUUCCCAGAUCAGCACAGAACACACAUGUAGAUUCUGCUGCCAAACAUUUCUGUGAAUUUGGGGUACAGUAGGCUCAUCCUGGGAUCCUCUGUUUAAAAAAAAAAUCUAAUUUCUUAUUAAGCUAUGUAAUCUAUUUCUAGAUAUCUCCCCUUCCCUGAAGUAUCCUGAAUAUUCUUUCAGCCUUAUAGUGAGUUUUAUAAUUUAUUCCAAUGAAGAGGUGAGAAACUAAAAUCUAUAAAACAGCAACAGAACAUUGCAAUGAAAUCUUGUGGGUUUUUUUAAAAAAAACUUCCAUCUUUUGUUCUGAAACAUUUUUUUAAUAAUUCCUUGGGACUAUUUUAUAGAAAAGUGUAUCUUUGCAUGCAUAUUGCAAUAUAAAAUUAAAAAGAAUGAUACAAACUAUUAACUCUCUCCCCCCCAGACUGCAAUGAAGCCAUCUUGUGGGAAUGAAAAAUACAUCUCAAACAUCCACAUCGACUUGUCAAAUAAGUUAUAUAAUCUAAUUAUUCGAAUCUAGCUUGACCUCAUAAGUUCAUUCAGAAAAUUUGGGGAGGGGGGGCAGCGGCACAGGAGAGGUAACUUAAUUUUGCUGUACGUGUAUUCUUUGUUCAGAAUCAUUUCAGAAUUUUCCUAAUGGGGAUUUCUGUUAAUGUCCCCCUUCACUCGCACACUAAAAAACAAUCACCUGUCAGAAGUGGGGUGCUUCCCAUGAAAACCUAUUGCCUAUACUGCCUUCCUUGUUCAACGCAUGUUGAGAAUGCCAUCUGUUAGGCUGCAAAGGAAAUUGGAACAUGUAGCUGCCUAGCUCGUCCUAAAGCGCUGAAUAACAUCCAGCUGCCUGUUGCAUACAGUCAGUAAAAUGAAAACAUUCUGUGUAUACAUACAUAAACACACACACACACCAGAUGUUUUGUUGCUAUUUUGUUUGUACUGAUGCUCACUUGAGCGUCUUUCUUUGGUUUGUGAAGCUGGGAUUAUCGAUAUAAGACUACCAAAGGAGACUGCCAAAACCUGGUAACUGCUGCUGAGCUUAUCCAAGCACUGUUAUCAGCAGUACCGGUGUGCAGUGUAACUGCUGAGAGUUUUAUUCCAGAGAUCAUUUGAGCAUGAUCAUCAUACAGAUCACUUGCUAGCCACCAAACUAAGCACUUCAGCCAGCCCUUACAGAAGCCAAUAAAAGCUUUCCAUGAAUUUCAAAGAGCUCUUAGAAACAUAUUUAUAAUAACAGUAGGAGUCUUCACUGACUUGUUGAGCCAUUUUUAGGUCCUAGUUCUUAAUAAGGUGGUAAACUAGGCUUUUCCCCAACUUACUGCCUUCUCUCUGUCUUGGGAUUUCUAGAAUAUUCCCUGGGAAUUUCAAUAAUUGUAUUUUCAACACUUCUGGAAGGCAUCAGGUUGGUAGGUAUCUGUCUAUAGAUUGCAGCAGCAUAAACUGCAAACACAGGCUACUGUGAUAGAAUAUUCCUUCGUGGAAACAAUUUUUUUUACUAGAAAAGUAAUUUAGGGCAAGAUUGCCUCUCCUGGGCAUAUUCAUUUAGGUGAAGGAAUGGGGUAUUCUGUCAUACAAGUCCACACUUGUCAUCUCAAGCCUUGCAGAUGUAAGUUUACUAUCUCUUUGAGAACUUAAUCAUUGUCAUAAGGCUUGUAAUGAUUCUACAGUACCUAAAUGUGAACGUGUGUCUGCUUUAUCCAAAGUUAUGAGGGCAGAAAGGGACAAUGGUUUUUAAUGAACAAUCAACCUUAAUAUUAAAUACCCCAAGUAUUCCCUGUGGGUUUUGAGCAUGCAUCUAGGAAAUGCAAACAGGUCUGAGAAGAAAAGCAUGUUUGUUGCAAAAUGUUAGACUGUUUGCAGUAUUAUUAUUUACUCAAAAGCAACUCUAAAUUAGUUUGGGGAUAUAGCAAGCAUCAACUUGGUUGCAAAUAAUUAUGAAUCAAUUUUAAGUUUCCUGGAUGUCAGUUUAACUCUAGGCAGCAAUAGCUUGAAUGCAUUAGACAUCAGUACCUUCUGAAAAGCAGCCACACACAGUAUAUGACUCAGUAUGCAAACACUGUGUUGAUCAGGCCCAUGAGAAUUGCCUUAAGAAUCCCUUAAUACAGUGGCUUGGUACCUUCUCUUAUCGUCAAAUUUAUUCUGAUUGUUAUGGGACUAUUUAACAGAAGCUUGCAAGUCAAAAGAUUUAAAAAGUUAUAAUGUGAAAGUGAAUUUCUUGUACUUUUUUUUUGUCUUUUGCAUUAGACUUUAGACUUUUUUGCAAACAAAAGCUAAGUUGCUAUCUGUAGCAGAAUUUGAAACCUGUCUUAAUUUUCACUAAUACUUGAUAUACGAUCAGUGCGGUGUAUUCAAACCCUAAUAAUUACCAAAUUUCUAAGGGCUGUAGUAAGCUGAAAAAGCUGAAUCUUCUUCUAGUAUAAAGCACAGUUUGGAUGUCUUCAGUCCACAAGGGAUGUUGCAGCUAGGAUUCUAUCAUACGCGUUGCUGAUGCAGCAAGAGAAACAAAUAUUAGAGUACAUUGGGGAAAGAUUUUUAGGAAGGAUAAAGGAAGACAGAUCAGUUUUAUUAAUAAAUUAUUUUUGCAGUUAUGCAUAAAGAUCAUUUAUGGGAAAUCCAUAGCACAUGGAUCUGUACAGAGGUGUGAUUUUGUCUUGUAUUACUGGUUUGCAAGUAAGAAUACUGGAAAUGCAAUAGAAUUGGAUUUUUAGUCCAUUUUGUUUUGUUUUGUUUUUCAGACACUGGUUUGUGCAUUAUCUGAAAUGAAUGUGAAUAAGCCUUUUAAAAACACCUUUUCAAUUAAGAUAUAAUUUUGAUAGGUCGUUGCUAUUUUCCUUGUAUUUAUCAAAUUAUUAACAAUAAAUAAUGCAUGGACCCAA